Molecule: messenger RNA, 3510 nt
Organism: Leptopilina heterotoma
Lineage: Eukaryota; Metazoa; Arthropoda; Insecta; Hymenoptera; Figitidae
Exons: 17
Coding region: 205-3510 (1101 amino acids)
Source: RefSeq, a predicted model, not a curated record
CAAAGCCCAUUCCACGAAAAUUCCUCAGCUGAUUUACUGAAAUUUCCUCCGCAGCUUCUUGUGGUUUCACUUUCUUCAAGUUCAUUGUGAUUUAUUAUCUCUAAAGAAUCAGUGAAAUUGUACUCAUGAAAUACAGAGUCCUAUCGAAAAUAGAACAAUAUUUUUAUUGUUCUACUCUAGCUCCGUGUUUCUUCAUAAUACAACAUGGGCUGUGCACCAAGUGGAACGAAUUAUAAAUCCGGAAGUCUCUAUUUGAUGACUUCAAAACAAAUUUUUACAAAAGAUCAAUUAGAUAAUUUGAAUACAAUUUUCAGGAAAACUGUUGAAAAUGUGGAAACUUCUGUGGAUAUUAUUGCCAUUGAAUCAACCGUGGAAAGAUUAGUGCAACGUUUGGUAGCGAGAGUAUGUAAUCUCGACCGCAGAUUCUCAUCGUUGUUCCUCGUUUCGCUCAAUGAACGUCGUAGGAUUAAGCAAUUGAAAUUCGAGUACUUGUUGAGAAUUGACGCUUUGUCAACACCAGUCAUAAAUAGUGACGAGGAACCGUCUGUAAAUGUGGAAGAAGAUGCCAGUAUGCCAGGUUUUAUUCGUCUAAAAAUUCGAGCUCCUGUGGCUGAACAGUGGGCUGAAUUUUUAGGAUCAGGAGGAAGAAUUCGUCGUGACCUCAUCAAAUCAAAAGUGGCCAGUCUUUUGGCAAUUUCAACAAGACAAGUUGCAAGUGGAGUUGAAAAUAUCGACGGCGACGAGAGGUCAAAUUUAUUUCCUGGUCAAAUAGUCGAUGCAGAAGUUCUGGACAAAAUUCUAAAGCAACCGGAUCACUGCAGAAUAUUUUACGCACCAACGACCGCGGAAACUAAUUAUCCCGAAUCACGUGAAAAUCGAGUUGCAAUAGUGGAGGAUGCGAGUGGAAUACUGUUGAGAAUAGGACUUGAAGGCACCAAAUCCCAGGAUGUCGAAGUGAGACUGUUGAUCGGUGUUGCGGUUCAAACGUGGUCAACCACGGCUGAUUAUCCUCGACGAGUACCGCUUCACCACUGUGAUGCGCUGCUUCACUACACUGCUGCGCAAACUGGAAUGUUUGCCACAUGUGUCGGUCCUUAUCAGGGAGCACGAUGUGAAGACCGAGCGACCUUGUGGAGAAUUCGCUUUCCAGCUGCGGAAAAAAUAAUGUCACAACACUAUUCUGAUGAAAGUAUCGUUUCCUUAACUGAUUCAAUUCUUCAAGAAAUACUCGAUCAACUUCAAGGUAGAAAGCCACUGGAUUUUCACAUGAAACGAAAAGAAACUUUGAGAAUCGUAAGUCGUCACAUUGUGAGAACAAUUCAUUGGUGGUCACUGGAACGAGCUGGUCCAGACCCUUUGCGAAGCUGGGCACCGGAUACUUUAUCUCGACACGUUCUCCUAUGUCUCGAUGAAUUGGCGAGAGCUCUCAAAUGUCAGAAUUUAAGGUGUUACUUCCAUCCUCGAUGCAACGUGAUGCUACAAUGUGCAAACGGUGGAAUUCUUCAUAAUGAGGAUAUUUAUGCAUUAGAUUCGAAAAUUAUUGAAGAGUAUUUGGCAAUUUUGCAAACGAAAUCGGCAAAUAUGUUGGUUCAAGAAACAGAUGCAGCAGAUUUAAUGGAAACUGAAUUAAUUUCUCGGUGGCAAAAAGUUUUGAAUUCCAUUCCCAAGGGAGAUAUUGGAGGAAAUUGUGGUUACAGUCCGAAUCAAUUGGAAUAUUUAAGUUUAGUAGUGCAAGAAGUGCUAAAAGCUAAGAACGCUACUCUACAGGAAUCGUUCGACAACUCGCCAUUGUUAAGCUUUCUUGCACUACCUCAACAUUCUUUCGAGCCAAUAGACAAUUUAGUCUAUCUCUUGACUUUAGUUCUCAAACAAUCAAGAGACCAGAUUUACGUCGUGAUGGAUCACCGGAAAAAGAAAAGUGCAAGACGUCGAUUAUUGAAGGAGCGAAAAAGGAACAAUGCCUCGGCUUAUUUCGAACGUUCCGUUGACAUUUUAGUUGAAACUGUCAGAAGAGAUCGAGAAACUGCUUAUAUGGAUCUUGAUAAUCAUAAAAUUAUGGCUGAGACACUUUUAAAAUGGCUCUAUUUUGGAAUGGAGCAUGAUAGGAAAACUUUAGGACCAAUUUUAAAACCCUACCUUGGGAACUUGUUUAAUUCCUCUCACGAAAAUGCUUGGCACGUAGAAUCGUGGAAAAAAAGACAGGAGAAUUGUAACUUGGAAAUGCGUUCAUUGACCAUGUUCUCCAAGUUGGUCACCACGGGAGAGAUAUCGCCUGCUAAUGGAAUUGUCGAGUCCCUUUCUAAGGGCUGGAAGUGGUCGGAGGACAUUGCAAGGAUGAUUGAUCAUUCAAAUUCUGGAUUGAAAUUGGUCUUUAUUCCCACUGAUGGCAUCUUGAAAUUUUGUCUCAAAUUCGACGACAACAAAGGACAAAAUGCGUUCUCAACUUGGAGUAAAGCAAAAAAUAUCAGUAACUCCUUAAAAAAGGCCACCAUCUCAAGGAUGAAUUUGAUUGCAAUUAAUGAAACUCUACCCGAUUUGAAGAAUAAAAUGAAUAUACAACAUGAUUUUGCGAGUCACAUUGAAUUGAGGAAUUUUAGUCCUUUGACCUAUAUCGUUUCGAUUAAUCGCCGACGUGGUCGUCAAAGAGGUCCAGGAGGAUUAAUUUCAGCUCUGGUCACUUUGAAAAAGUUUCGGAUUCUACAAGAAGUUGCACAAGUCCUGCCACAGAAGGAGAAAACAAAAAUGCUUGAUAUGAUACAGAAAGUAUCAAGAGAAGAAUCUCGAAAAAGAAGAAUUAGCUGUCCAGAGACAUUUCCUAAUGUACCGAAGGAAACUUACACUCCAAGAUCGGAAUCGAAUAUAUGUGAUUCACCUCGUCAGUACUCGCCCAGGAUACGUCAGCGAUGUAUUAUUGCUGAACAUCAGCGACAACUUCAUCGAGAGAUGUUGGAAAUGCAUGACACCUUGACACGAGGUUUGCGAACAAGGAGUCAGCUUCCAGUUUGGGAUUCAUCUUCGAUUGGAUCUUGGAAAUCUUCUGUUCGUUCAAUUCAACAGUGCAAGUGCAGGAGCAAAAUGUGGAAUACAGUGAGAGGAAAAUCUUCAUUGCAAGACAUUGUCAGUGUAUCGAAAUCCUUUGAUAAAAAGAAAUCGGGAGAGAUGAUAAGUCGCGAAAAGUCUCCGAAAUGGAACACUAUUGAUAAUAGAUGUUCAAUAAAUAAGAAAGAUUAUCGGGAUACUGAUAAACUUCCGUCUUGGGAAGUUCUAGACGUCAGUCUCAAUGGAAAAUUACAACGAUAUGACAAUGUUCACGGAGAUUUAAAUCCUAAUGAGAAAUCGAAUAUUGAUUAUUUUGUUACUGCUAAUGAAAUGAAUGAGAAGAAGGAAACAAUAAAGAUGGACGAUCAACGAAACGGUCCUGGUGAGGAAACGUUAAGUGGCACUUUCCUCCCCACAAGUGAUCACAGAAUGCAAGCCUUGAGAGGUCAAGAAGUGCUUAUCCCAGUUUAG